GCUUGGUGGUAUUGGCCCUGCUUGGCACACGGGGUGGGGGCCUCAUCCCCAAUAGGGUCCUGUGGGAUGCAGCCAGGACCCCACUGAGAGCUACGUGGAGCCAGGGUCAGAGUGGCAGGAAGAAGAGAUGGGCACUGAGCUGAAACAUGGGAGAUCUGAGUUACAAUUGGAAUCAGCCUUCAUGAUCUGAGAGCCAUCCGGCGGGCCAGCAGCCCUGCUGACACGUGCUCUGCCCCGGGCGUCACGCAGCCUUCUGCCCUGCCAGAACUGACACAGUGUUGAGUCAUCUGGCCCACGGCCUUUUUUCCAGGGUGGGAAUUUGCUCAUCAGCCACAGCCCGUUGGGAUCAGCCAGGAUAUCAGCCCAGGGCAUGGCCGGGGCAACCUGGGAUGGGCACGGAAGCAGUGAUGGGGGCACAUGUUAGAACCCAUGGAGGGAUUCCAUGGCUGAGGGAGCAUCUCUGGGGGACCAUUAAUGGGGUAAUAGUGAUAAGAGCAGGAGGAGCCCUCCCACAGCCCUGAGGUGUGCUAUGCAAUGGGAUGUACUGACUAAACCAGAGCACAGCUCCUUAUUAAGCACAGGUUAAAUCUCCCACCCCCCUAAUUCAGAGCUGCUGCUAUUUAUUAGCACAUUCAACAGUCUCAUUAAGCAGGAGGUUUAAUUACCUGCUGGGCUGGAACUCCAUCUUGUUCCCAGGACUGAGCUAAGCUGUUUCCAGGUGAUGGGCUGGGCAAUGGCAGCACUGGGCACAGGGAUUCCCCAGCAAGGAGUGGGUGGGGGGGUUCCCCAACUCUGUCUCUCCAAAAUGCCCCUGGGGGUGCACAGAGCGGCACCUCAGCCCCAUCCCCAGCUCCCAAAGCAGCCUCAGCAGCACUUCUCCAGCCCCAGCUGCCCCCAAUUCUGCAGUUCCAAGCCCAGCCGUGGGGCUGGGGGCCACCAAAGGGGAAGCAGAACCGGCAGGAAGCCCCUCGGCAGCACAAAGCCUCGUGCAUUUUCCAUCCUUAGCACCGGCCAGAUUUGCAUCGUGCCUGAAUGAAAGCUCAGGAGCCCAGUAUGGAUUUGCAGCGGGGUUUUGGAAAGCAAAAGCAGAUUUUUGCAGUGCGGAGAAAGAAACCAGAUCCUUCGAGGGGUCCCGGGAUGCUUUUAGCUUUGCAGACUUGCCGCAGAAGCAAAUCCCACAAAUUCCUCAUCGGGAAUGAGGUGGGGGGGAGGGCUGCAGGCUCCCCUAGAAUCAAGCUCACGCUCAGUCUAGGACGGCGCCGGGUACCUUCAUAGAUCCCAUCUGGGAGCUGCGUGUUGCUGAUGGACGGAAGAUCCCGGCCCGACAGCCGGCAGGGAAGGGGUGGCCGCCAGUGCGGGGCCCGUCCGGAGCUGGGCCGGGGCCCGCGGGGGGCGUGGGGACUGGCGUGGCGCUGACAUCACGGCCGGUGGCAGCGGAGCCCCGCGCCGCGCGGCUGCCAAAGCCAUUGUGCACCGCAGCCGUCGGAGGGGCCCGCACCGCGCUCUGAUCACGAUGCCUGCUUGGCUCUGACCCAUCCAAAUCUCCAUCCGAGUGAUGCUGGAAUCAAACUCUGGGAACGGCCACGAGGAUGCCUGAGGUGCUGAGCUCCUCCUGCCUGCUGCUCUCCCUGCUCACCCUGCACUGGGCUUGCCUCCAGUCAGCCCGAGCUUUCCCCAGCAGUGCCGAGUACCUGCAGCGGGGCUGGCAGCGACUGCUGGAGGAGGGUGAGGGCUGUGCCGAGUGCUGGCCAGAGGAGUGCCCGGAGCCACGGGGCUGCCUGGCUGGCACAGUGCGGGAUGCCUGUGACUGCUGCUGGGAAUGCGCCAACCUGGAGGGACAGAUCUGCGACCUGGACAACACCAACCACUUCUAUGGCAAAUGCGGGGAGCACCUGGAGUGCCAGCUGGAGGCUGGAGACCUGCAGCGCGGCGAGGUGCCCGAGCCCCAGUGUGCCUGCCUCUCCCAACAGGCGCUGUGCGGCUCCGAUGGACGCACCUACCCCCAGAUCUGCCGCUUCCUCGAGUCUGCACGUGCCCACCCCGAUGCCAACCUCACCGUGGCCCAUGAGGGUCCCUGUGAGGCAGAGCCUCAGAUCACCUCUCCUCCUUAUGAUGCAUGGAAUGUCACUGGCCAGGACGUCAUCUUUGGCUGUGAGGUCUUUGCCUACCCCAUGGCGUCCAUUGAGUGGAGGAAGGAUGGCACAGAGAUGCUGCUGCCAGGAGAUGACCCCCACAUCUCUGUCCAGUUCAGAGGUGGCCCCCAGAAAUACGAGGUGACCGGCUGGCUUCAGAUCCAAGGCGUGCGGGUGACAGAUGAGGGCACGUACCGCUGCUUCGCCAGGAACAGGGUCGGGGCUGUGGUGGCAGUGGCCAGCCUGACUGUCCUCACUCCGGACCAGCUCAACCUGACUGGCUUGUCUCUGCCGGAACCCCACGCCACACCUGAGGACUACGGGGACAGCGAGGAGGAGUACUACUAGCCCAGCUGUGGAGCUUGGCAGUGGGCAGCACUCAGCCCGUGGUGCUUUGGGGUCAGGGAUGGAUCCAGAGCAAGCACACUCAGCCCUGAACUCCUCUCUGAACAUCUCUUUUUGGGCUGGAGACACAACGACUCUGUGGCUUGUGUGUCACCCUCAGGCAGGGACACCCAGGAGCUUGCUGCCAAAGUGUCUUUCUUUCCCAUUUUGUUUUUAACGAGAAAAGUAGUGAUUUGAGGCAACCUGACAUUUGUGGUUUCACCCCUGGACAAUGUUGUCCUAAAAGCCCACGUGGCCAUAAACAUUUUGGCCUUUUUGGAUUGGCUUUAUGCUUCUUCUCCCAAACAGCUCCCUGUGCUGACAUCUCAGUGAGUGCUGGGCCAAGUGUACACGCAGAGCUCUGAGCAACCAACAGGGUUCGUCCCAUGGGGUCCCUCCGGGUUGGCUGCUCUCCUUCCCUUUCUUCUUUCUUCCCUUCCUCUUUCUCUUGAAAGCUGGCUCAGACGAUGCAAUUACAGCAUCAAAACCUGAGCGAGCAAAUAAAAGGGGUUUGUCUGGA
This is a messenger RNA of Coturnix japonica (Japanese quail), 3036 nucleotides long. It is a transcript of the gene KAZALD1, whose product is annotated as Kazal type serine peptidase inhibitor domain 1. NCBI's taxonomy places the organism in Eukaryota, Metazoa, Chordata, Aves, Galliformes, Phasianidae. Gene Ontology annotation, biological process: regulation of cell growth; regulation of signal transduction. The record is from RefSeq and is a predicted model, not a curated record. Gene Ontology annotation, molecular function: insulin-like growth factor binding. Gene Ontology annotation, cellular component: extracellular region.